Molecule: messenger RNA, 1215 nt
Organism: Candidula unifasciata
Lineage: Eukaryota; Metazoa; Mollusca; Gastropoda; Stylommatophora; Geomitridae
Source: the annotation of a GenBank genome assembly
GAUUUAUUAGCUGCCCUGAGGUCACCACCAGAAAAUGGUGAUGUGGAAGAGCAUAAGGAAGAUGAGCAGACUGUGGAGAUAGUUGAGGAGGACUACCCAAAUCCACCAACUCCAGAAAUGCCUGAAUGGGAGGACUUUGACGAAGAAGAUGAUGUUAUAGAUCUCAGAGCUAACGAUAUUCUUGGUGGCGUUUAUAUGUUUGAUCUACUCCAAAUGCCACCUCAGCCAAAGACUAUUGGAUCUUGGAUUAUAACACAAUUGAUUGAUCCUCCUGAAAUCAGCUUUCUGGACUAUGUAGCUGACUCACAUGCUGGUGACAAUAACAAGGAUAACAAGGAUAACAAAGAUGCAAAGAAGGAUGAGAAACCUCCAAUUCCUGUCAAUAUGGUCCUUCCAGAAGAUGUUAUCUUUCUUGAGCAGCCACAAGUUGCCCGUUGGGAUUACACAAGAAAGUUCUGGACUACAAGGGGAUUCUCAGACCUUUCCUUUGAUGAAGAUGCCAGGACAUUUGGAUUUAAAACAGCAGAGUUUGGAACAUUUUGUUUGCUUCAGGACAGUUACAUUAACAUGCCCUUCCAGUCGUGGGAGAUGAGACCACGCAAAAUAAACAGUGCUGUUCUUUCAAUCACGGCUGCCAUUGUUGAAGUCCAGAUUGAGAUCAGAGAUGCUCUGUGUUGUCUUACUGAACCACAGGACAGACCCGAACUAAAGUCUAUCAGAGGUAGAUGGGUCACUCCAGCUGAACUGAUUCUGAACAUGAAAAAGGCGGGAAUCAAUAUAUUUCCUAAUGAGGAUUCAUCACGAUUUGUCAGUAUCCAGAAUAAGCAUCCUCUAGCGGAAGACAGAGUCUACCAGCAGAUGGCGCUGACUGCUUCCUCAAUGGCCUAUGCCUGGUCAAAAUGGAAUGGCGAAAGAGGAAGAGAUGAGAUUGUUUUCCAAGCAGCUGAGUCCAUGGAUGAUGGGCCAUUGAUGGAAGAAGAGUGGUCUGUGUUUCUGGCUACCAAACGCCACGCGAAGAAACUGAAAAUGACAGAAUUUGAUGAUAACUUUAGUGAGGAAGGCCCAGAAGAAAUAACAUUUAAAUCCACCUUGUACCAUCUGGUAUCCUGUGUGGCAAGUGAAAAUGCACUGGACAGGAUCAAGGACACCAAUUUUCAGUUUGUGGACUGUGUGUACCAGCUCCUAACAGCAACAAGACUCCUCACAUAUUCAUAA